AUACCGAGUGGGGUCCGCAAACUAUUAUUUACUCGUAAAUAAUUACGACAAUGUGCGAAGUUGUCGUGAAGCGUUGUAUAACGAAAAACUGCUUUGUUUACAAGUCGUAAACAAUUUAGUAGUUAGUGGCCCUUUGCGCGUUCAUGGCGGUCUCUCAGGCUGGUCUCUUGCCUGAGCCCCACUACUCACACGCUGAAGCCGUCUCCUCCCAAAGCAUCGUGCGUCACGAUGAGCAGCCCCAUCACUCCGCCAAGUUGAUCGCCACUCCCGUUGCCAAACUGGCCGUCGCCGCCCCCGUCGCCUACCAUGCCGCUCCCGCCCCCGUUGUCUAUCACCACGCCGCCGCCCCCGCUCCCGUUGCCUACCACGCUGCUCCCGCCACCCACUACGCCGCCCCCAUCGCUAAGGUCGUAGCUCACCACGAGGAAGAAAUCGCGUACCCCAAAUACGAGUACACGUACUCCGUGGCUGACGGACACACCGGCGACAACAAGUCCCAGCAGGAGACCCGCGAUGGAGAUGUCGUGAAGGGCUCUUACUCUUUCCACGAGGCUGACGGCUCCAUCCGCACCGUGGAGUACACCGCUGACGACCACAACGGCUUCAACGCGGUGGUGCACAACACCGCCCCCACGCACGCGCCCGCCGUCCUCAAGGCCGCUCCCGUCCUCGUCAAGGCUGCGCCCGUCUACUACCACCACUAAAUUGUUAUUUUGAUUAAGAAAUGUUAUUUAUUGUAAAUAUAGAAUACCUGCGAAUGAAACACGAAAAAAGGAUUUUUAAUACAAAU
Molecule: messenger RNA, 790 nt
Organism: Cydia pomonella (codling moth)
Lineage: Eukaryota; Metazoa; Arthropoda; Insecta; Lepidoptera; Tortricidae
Product: cuticle protein 8-like
Exons: 3
Coding region: 144-704 (186 amino acids)
Cellular component (GO): extracellular matrix
Source: RefSeq, a predicted model, not a curated record